Molecule: messenger RNA, 2926 nt
Organism: Aphanomyces astaci
Lineage: Eukaryota; Oomycota; Saprolegniomycetes; Saprolegniales; Verrucalvaceae
Exons: 16
Coding region: 427-2799 (790 amino acids)
Biological process (GO): lagging strand elongation; DNA repair; DNA recombination
Cellular component (GO): mitochondrion; nucleus
Molecular function (GO): DNA ligase (ATP) activity; DNA binding; ATP binding
Source: RefSeq, a predicted model, not a curated record
CAUGCCGAAAAAUUGCGCCAACCCGGAAUGCAGUUUCAAAUAUUGGGUUGACACAAGUGGAACAACAUGAGCAAGCGGCAGCAAUCCAUCAUGUCCUUCUUUGGCGCCAAACCGGCGGAAAAGACUAGCGACGCGAAGGUCGUCGACGCGACCGAAGCACCCCCAUCUGCCUGGACGCCGGCGCCGCAUGGUGAAAGUGUCGCUCCGUCUAGUCCCUCGGACGAUAGCCCGAACAAGUCGAAAACACCUCAAGUUGCGGAGAUUGUUGUGAAGAAGACCCCUGCAACUGCGUCGGCGUCCAAAAAAGCCAAGAAGUCCAGUUCUCCUCCUCCUUCCCCUGAACCAAGUACCGUCCCAUCGUACCUUCCAUAGCGCAAGCGGCUUCGACGUACGAUAGUCGAAGACGAUUCGUCCGACGACGAUGACAUGUUCACGGAAAAGAAAGUUGCAGUUCCAAAGAAAGAGGCCGCACAAGCCAAAGACAGCGGAAUCGGUGGCCACGGUCUCGACGACAUCGAUGCACUUCCAGAGCAACCUGUGGAGACGGCGGCGACUGUUCCAACCAAGGAGGAACCCCAUACCAAGCCCAGUCCAUCAACUCCGACAAAGAUGACAGAGUCCACGGCAACCAACGACGACAAUGAUGCUGAUACACAAAAAGACACUUCAAAACUUGGCUCGUUUUUCGAGGCCAAUCAAUCCAUCAAAGCCAAAAAGUCGACCAAAAAGUCGACCAAAACUAGUAGUUCUAUUCCCACCGACGGCUCGACCACACCCCACGACGACGACCAUGGGCUGCUGCUGCUGUACAACCCAAAGGAGAAGAACCCAAUGAAGCGCGGCGGGUGGACGGCGGGAGACCCCGUUCCAUAUGCCGCCUUGUCCAAGGUGUUUGCCGUGAUCGAAGACGAAUCCAGUCGGCUGAUCAUCCAAGACACAUUGGCCGACUUCUUUCGCAGCGUCAUCGAACUCACGCCGUCGGACCUGGUGUCGUGCAUCUACUUGUGCGUGUGCACAGAACUCGCGCCCGCGUACGACAACGUCCAGAUUGGCAUUGGCGACGCCAUCCUCAUCAAGUCCAUCGGCGAGGCCACUGGCACGACGCCCAAGUUUGUCAAGGAUUUGUACCAGAAGCAGGGGGAUUUGGGCAAAGUUGCGCAGGCGUCGCGAUCCAAGCAGUCGACUUUGAUGACGUUUCAGACCAAGCCCAAGCCGCUGGCCGUCGCCCACGUGUACAAUGACAUGGUGAAAAUCGCGAAAAUGAGCGGCAACAACUCCCAAGCCAGCAAGUGCUCGAUCAUCAAGUCGCUGCUGGUGCGAUGUGACAAGCUAUCGGACGAAGCCAAGUACGUGAUCCGGGGACUGCAGGGAAAGCUACGAAUUGGGCUCGCUGGGCAGUCUAUCCUCAUGAGUUUAACCCAAGCGUUCAUGCACCCCAAGGAACAAGGCGACAAGGCGCUUCAAGCGGAAGCACUCAAGCAUGUAAAACGUGCGUUUUCGGAAUUCCCCAACUACGAAGUGCUGGCAUCGUCUCUCUUGACUGUGUUUACAAGAGAAAACGACCAAAAGGGAGUGUUUGCGUCGCAAUUCGUCGAACUGGCCGAGUUCUGCCACCUGACUGCGGGCACGCCCGUGUCGCCCAUGCUCGCGCGGCCGACCAAGUCGUACGCGAUGGUGCUGGACCGGUUCCAGGCCAUGCCGUUCACGUGCGAGUACAAGUACGACGGCGAGCGCGCGCAGAUUCACAUCCUGCCCAAUGGCGACAUUCGCAUCUUUUCACGCAACUUUGAAAACUCGACCGAGAGGUUUCCCGAUGUCAAACUUAGCAUCGCCAAUGCGGCGGCCAAGGCAAACGUGACCAGUUGCAUCGUCGACGCAGAAGUCGUAGCCGUGGACAAGACAACCAAUCAACGGCUGCCGUUCCAAGUGCUCAGCACCCGACCUCGCAAGAACGUGGUCGUAAGUGAGAUCAAGGUCGCCGUGUGCAUUUACGCGUUCGACUUGCUCUUUUUAAAUGGCAAGUCGUUCCUAAAAGAGCCGUUGCAAGCGCGUCGAGAAGCGCUCAAGGGCAUGUUUCAAGUCACGCCGGGGUCGUUUGAGUUUGCCACGUCAUUGGACGUGGCCAACACCAAGGACGACGACAUGGAGUCGACGGUUGAAAUCGUCCGCAACUUUCUCGAGGAAGCCGUGGCCGGCAACUGCGAAGGGCUCAUGGUGAAAACGCUCUCGACCGAAGCAACGUACGAGCCCGCGAAUCGAUCGCACAAGUGGCUCAAACUCAAAAAGGACUACUUGGACGGCAUCGGCGACUCGACCGACUUGGUGCCCGUGGGGGCGUUCUACGGUCGCGGCAAACGCACCGGUGUCUAUGGCGCGUAUCUGCUGGCGUGCUACGACCCCGAAACGGAAAUGUAUCAGUGCAUUACCAAGUUGGGCACGGGAUUGAGCGACGAAGUGCUGGGUUUGUUCUUCAAUCAACUUAAAGAUUGCACGAUCGACCGCCCUCGAAACGACUAUGCAAUCAACGACCUAAUCAAGCCCGACGUGUGGUUUGAGCCGACUCAAGUGUGGGAGAUUCUCGGCGCCGAUCUGUCGAUUUCGCCAAAGUACACGGCCGCGAUAGGCCUUGUAUCGAAAGACAAGGGCAUUUCAUUGCGGUUUCCCCGGUACAUUCGACUGCGUGAUGACAAGACACCCGUGCAAGCCACGUCCGCGGCCCAAAUUGCCGACUUGUACAACGCGCAAGGACUCAACACGACCAACGACAAGGACGAGUUUGACGACGACGAUGCGUUGUAACCUCGUGGUUAUAAACAUUUACAAAAUCUAAACCAUACUUGGCGUUGUGCGCUGCAGGGUUGGAUUUCACGUUUGGCUGUAUAUAUCCAGCUUGUAUCAUGUCCCCAUUGCAUGUACGACUAAAUAC